Molecule: messenger RNA, 1064 nt
Organism: Bursaphelenchus xylophilus (pine wood nematode)
Lineage: Eukaryota; Metazoa; Nematoda; Chromadorea; Rhabditida; Aphelenchoididae
Source: the annotation of a GenBank genome assembly
AUGGCCCCAUCAAUGACCAGUGUGACCAUGAAAGCCCAGAAGCGACCACUGUCCUUCGAACAACAGCUGGCGGCGGCUGAUCAGGUAAGCAAAAUAUUUUUUAUAUCUAUGACUUGGUGUUAUUUAAUAAAUUCGUAUUUUACAAAAUUUGAAAAAUAUUUUACAUUUUUUUUAUAAUUUUUGGAUCAAUUUCUGUUCAUCCAAAAUUAUUCAACUUAUUUUUCUAUUAUUUCAGCCCAUUGUUAAGCGCCCCAAGGCCUUAGCCAAGCCUGCUGCCGUCCAGAAGCCAGCCGAGGCCUCAACAGAACCCCAAGAUAGUGGGAAACAAGUGGUUGAGGGUAAGUAUUUUUAUUAUUAUUAUUAUUAUUAUUUUUUUUUUUUUUUUUUUUUGAAUAAAGUAUAUAUCUUUCCCAUUUUUACCCUUAAUAUUUCAGGAUCCUUCCACGACCCCACCACCGGCCGUAAAACCGGUCAUUGCCCAGGAGCCGGCCGCCCUAUCCAGACUAAAAUGCCCUUAGGGCAUGACCCAAACCUGCUGGACCGAAGUGUGAGAGAACUGGAGCUGUUAUUCAGCUACAACAAGAAGAUCAGGGAGGAAAAAGACCACAUCUGGGAAGAUGUGGCGAGAAGAGAGUUCAGCAUCAAGCUGGAAAAAAGAGCCGAAGAAAGCUGGUACAGCUUCUUCAAGGUAAGUUAACAUUUUUUUGUUAUCGGUUUUUAAUAACUUUCAGAUUUUUUUUUAUUUUAUUUUCUUUUUUUUUUUUUUUGAUUUGCUUUUUUACAAUUAUUUUUUUCAGAGAACGCAAUCUGCUGAGGAGGCCAGACUGUCCGAGCUGGCUAGCCGGAUUUCGGCAAAGCAACAGGAGGAAAAGGCCAAGGAGAAAGCGACCAAAGUCUGCAAUACGGUCGCCCCUCAAAAGAAGAAGAGAUGGAGCAAAGCCAGUUCAGCUGGCCCCACAAUCAAAUCGGUGGGGAAAACGACCAAUGGCAAGGUCGAGAAGAAGAAAGGCCCCACGCCCCUGAUGCGACAGGCAAUGAAAAUGGCCAAGUCAAUGAGGAGAUAA